CUCAUUCAGGUGAAGGCAAGCGUUUCUAUAGUUCAUAUCAGCUCUAGAAGCUUUAAAAGUGCUUUAGCUUUCCGGCAUAUACUACAGUGUUCAGACUGCACUAUUUAGCCUUGGAGUUCUAAAUCUAUAGGCUUGGAAUGGAUGAGGCAGGAAAGUACCAGCAAAGACUGCAGACCAUUGCAGAGAAGAGGCGAAUACAGGAAGAGGAAGAAAAAGUAAGGCGGAAGAUGGAAGAAGAGCAGCUAAAGCUCGCUCAACACAAGAGGAAGUCUCAGAGAGAGCAGUGGCUGAUGGAAGUGACCCCUAGCAGUACUGAAGAUCCUAAACGGAAGUCUGGGAUUCCCACUCCUCAGACAAAAGAGCAGAGUGUUGAAGACUCAGAGAUUCUGAUGGAGAAAGAAAUGGAAAUAACUGAGAGCAUGAAGGAAGAAUCUACACAGAUUGGGGAGAAUGAGCCUUCAAGCCAUUCUGCAGAUGACACAGAGCAGCCUGCACAGGCAAACCUGGGAGAGGAGGAGAUAAACGUGCUUGAGGUGUUGGAGACUGAAGUGGAGCAAAGCCUGCUUCCGAAAGCAUCACAGGAGGAUACAGAGGAAGAAAGAAAGGCAGAAACAGAAGAGCUAAAUCUCAAUCAAUUAGAGCAUAUUGAUCAACCCCACCAUGUUUUACUGCAAACACCAGACGAGGUCCAUUUUUCUUUAGCCGAUAGAAACACUGAGCUAUUUAUAGCAGAGGACAAUACUGAAGUAGAGGAAGAAGAAUGGGAGUUGGUGAAUUGUAGUCCAGAAAAAGAGCUGGACCUUGUGCUGACAUCUGACUCAACAGAAGCUCCGACAGACUCUGCUGUUGGUCAUAAAGAUGAUGGCACAGUUCUGAAGGUGGAGCAGGUCUUUAUCUCUGAUAAAGAAGAAGGCAUAGAGAUUGGUGCAUCUGAGGUGCUAAACCUCGUUGUGGCUGAGAAGGUGUCAGUAAGAAGCAGAGAGGAAAGACCUCCUGAGGGUGAAAUACAGACUCAUGCAGGCACAUCUGCACCUUUGCAGGAGCUGAGUAAUGUGUCAGGUAUAAUUUCCAAAGAGCCAGUAUAUUCAGUAGAAUGUGAACUGGAUCUUCCAGCACAUGCAGCACACACUCAGAGAAUUCUUGGAGUUAAUACAGAAUACAAAGGAGACCAAAGUGUAUCUGCAAGCAGAAUUGUAAAUGUGGAAUGUAAGGACGUACCACGACCUGAAAGUGAAGUAAUUCAGUAUGUCUCAUUAGAUAGAAAAAGAGAGAAAUCAUCAUCCUUGUUGAAAAAGGGAAUGGUUGCACAAAGCACUGAGCAAGAAUCAGAAAUACAAGUACUUAUGCCUUCCAGUGUAACCCCAAAUAGAGCAGAAACAGUCACCUCCCCAAAAAAGGAAACUUGCCAAUGUUGCUCUGUCAUGUAAGCAAGCAUUUAAACAGACAGCUCAGGUUUAUUCUUUCGUUCUUUCUUUUGAUAGACAUUCUGUCUUAGAUCCUCUUGUUCAUGCUGUAUAUAUUAUAUAAGUAUAGUUUUCUUCCAUUUGCAUCUAUAGGAUUAAAGGUUUGAGAGGAAAACUAGCCAAGAUAUGUGUGCCAAAUGUCGCCUUAACACAGAGGUCCCCAACCACCAGGUUCUCACCAGGAAAUCUGCUGAAAAAUUGCUACCGGGUCACAAGAAACUUCUGGGAAAAAAUGUCUAGAUAUGGCAGUUAUUUAUUGUGCAUUAUGCAUUUUAAGAUCCACAAUCCAAAUUUACAUACAGCACGAUCUGAUAUAUAUCUUACUCACGCCCCACCAGCCAAUCUGCAAAAAUAUUAUCAAAACUGAACUGGGUGAUGAUUCAAACCUUCUGCUUUAGUAGUUAUCGUUGGUGCCCCCUGCUGGACAGACUUUUGUAUUGAAAAAUGUUUUAUGAAGGAGAAAGACAGGUUUAUUCUGCCUCAUGCUCGUCGUUCCUGUAAUCGACUGCAUAUCCAACGUCACCCUGCCAGUUACUGAAGAUGAAUGUAUGACAUUAAUUUGUUUUGUGUCAUAUCCUGUCAUUUUAAUUUUUAAAGCUGUGUUAUAAAAAAAAUUCUAAUCUGUUAGGAUAAAGUGGAGUAUGACAAACCACAUCUACGCCUAGUUUUAAAAACGUGUGUUAUGUAUUAGUAUUAUACAUAUAUAACAUUAUGAACUGUGAUGUGAGCUAGAAAUAGAGAAUAUGUGAAACGUUGCCUUGAUUAUAUUUUUUCACAAACGUCAAACUUUAAAAAUGAAUCAUUAUAGUGUUUAUUGUAGUUAAUUAUGUCAGAUUCUUAUAGUGUUCAAUUGUAAAUCACCUGGGUUGUUUUUUAGCUGUUUAAAAUUGUCUGUACUUGCUAAACUCUUUUCACCAAAGGAAAUAAAAUAGUUUGGUUUAUUUAUUAAAAAUCCAUUCAAGACA
Molecule: messenger RNA, 2428 nt
Organism: Silurus meridionalis
Lineage: Eukaryota; Metazoa; Chordata; Actinopteri; Siluriformes; Siluridae
Product: paralemmin-1-like
Exons: 7
Coding region: 138-1427 (429 amino acids)
Source: RefSeq, a predicted model, not a curated record